Messenger RNA from Daphnia pulex (common water flea), 3315 nucleotides. Its product is annotated as octopamine receptor beta-1R-like. Gene Ontology annotation, biological process: adenylate cyclase-activating adrenergic receptor signaling pathway. Gene Ontology annotation, cellular component: membrane. The record is from RefSeq and is a predicted model, not a curated record. NCBI's taxonomy places the organism in Eukaryota, Metazoa, Arthropoda, Branchiopoda, Diplostraca, Daphniidae. The transcript has 3 exons. Bases 1 to 1671 code for a protein of 556 amino acids. Gene Ontology annotation, molecular function: octopamine receptor activity.
AUGGCCAUGGACGUUAAUACGGAAUUGUCUGCGUUGAUAGACAACGGCUCGUCGCUGUUCGACGCCACUAGUUAUUCGAUAAUGGACGCUGAGCUGGGCGGAGGUCUCGACGAUGGCGACGACGCCGACGCUGCCGUCGAUUGGUUCUUGACACUGACUCUGGUCGUCAAGACUUUCCUGAUGGGACUCAUCAUUGCCGCCUCCAUUUUCGGCAACCUGCUCGUCAUCAUUAGCGUAGCGCGCUUCCGCAAAUUGCGCAUCAUCACCAAUUACUUUGUCGUGUCGCUGGCCAUGGCCGACAUCCUGGUGGCACUCGUCGCCAUGGGGUUUAACGCCAGCGUCAUCAUCUUCGGCCAAUGGAUCUUUGGCUACGCCAUGUGUGAUAUCUGGAACAGUUUCGACGUCUACUGCUGCACCGUCUCCAUUCUGCACCUGUGCUGCAUCAGCGUUGACCGUUACUACGCCAUCUCACAGCCGCUCAUGUACCCGAUGAAGAUCACCCGCAAGAAGGUGGCCGUCAUGCUGGCCAACAUCUGGACUUGGCCGGCACUCAUUUCCUACCUGCCCAUAUUCCUCGGAUGGUAUACGACGGAAGAACAUCAACUUUACCGUGUGCAGAAUCCCAACACUUGUCGAUUCGUCGUCAACAAAGUUUACGCCCUCAUCUCCUCCAGCAUCUCCUUCUGGAUUCCCUGCGCCAUUAUGCUUUACACGUAUUACCGCAUCUACGAAAUGGCCUCUAGACAGGAAAAGAUGCUGCUCAAGAACGCCGACGCCGCCCUGUUGUUUCGCCAGCAAAACCAGCGUCGCAGUGCCGAGAUGGAGCAGCACCAAAUCCACCACAUGCAACAGCAGCAGAUUAAUCAGGAUCCCGUCUCGACGGCGGCCACUGCAGUCGUAAAUUCGGCUGUUAACGGACCCAACAAUACGGUGAUUGUUUUGCCGGCUAUCCAGGUGACCAAACCGGAUGUCUUGCUGGAAACAAACGGCAAAUCGCCGCAACAAAACGGCAGUGCACAAAUUUCCACUUCGAUUUCUUCUUCACCGCCGCCACCCCAGCCGGAAAACAAGAGGAUCAGCGCGGGUGAUCGGAGCGCUUUGCUGGAAGGAUCGUCGGACACAUGUCGGUACCAGUGUCGAGACGACACGUGCAGCAACACACCGACCAUCAGCAAAGACAGCAAACACCUGCAGAAGAUCAGACGAGAGCACAAGGCGGCCCGGACGCUGGGCAUCAUUAUGGGGGCUUUCGUGCUGUGCUGGUUGCCGUUCUUCAGCUGGUAUAUGUCCGUCACCUUGUGUGGUGACCUCUGCUACUGUCCCGACAUCGUCGUUGAAGUCCUCUUCUGGAUCGGCUAUUUCAAUUCGACCCUCAAUCCGCUUAUCUACGCCUACUUCAAUAAGGAUUUCCGGGAAGCCUUUCGCAACACACUGGUUUGUGUGUUUUGCACGCGCUGUCAAGACCCCCGGGAGCAGCAGCGUGACCAGCAGGCGGCCCUCGGCUUUCACCACCAACAGCAGCACGGCAAAAACAACAUGGGGCGACUCAGUGUGGCUUCUGCCGAGAAUCAGACGAGCAGGACGAUCAGGCAUUCCAGCGGCGACACCAUCGCCGGCAUUGAGCGGAUCGAGCACAAGCGACUGACCGGCGUUGCUGUCGAGAACCUUUAGAAAAUAUUUCGGGAUUAGACGACUUAUAAAAAUCAAACGGACAACAUCACCAAAACAGAAAAAAAACAAAACGUAAAGAGCUUAUAAUUUAUUUCAUGUCGAAAAAUCUAUUUGUUCGAUAGUGUGUGCAAAGACUUCCGCCUGCGCUUCUCUCGUCGUGUAAAAUUUGCUAAAAGAAAAAAAAAACAUAAUUUAAAAAGGCUUUGAAGGCAUUUUGUGUUCGACAUCCGUUCAUUCGUUACGUCACCCGUUUCUUUUAUUGAUUUUACGUUGUUGAUCCGACACCAUUCCCAUUUAUUUGUGUCUUCGACUUUGACCCUCGGCAAUUGUUGGUACUAAAUUACAGGGACCCCAAAAAACUUUUGUAAAUAUUAGAUAACAAAGGAGAGGAAGAGAAAGAUUUUCCCAGUGAUGUGUCGAUCCGGGUUCGCGUCACGCAAAAAAAGCUUAAUCUGUACGAUAUAUUUUUUCAAUGUUUUUAAACAAGGUUAACACAUCACACGUUUUAUACACGCCCCAAAGACGAUGGUUCACGUUUUUGAUUUACUUAAAAAAUAAAGACAAAAAAAAGUUAACUAGUUACCUAAUCAAAUUUAAAAAGUUGGGGAAAGAAACGCGCUUAUAUUUAUCGACAUAUAUGACGAUAUAUUUUCGAAUCAAAGGGAUAUUAUAAAACACACCGAUAUUAUUAUUACUGUGCAGCGUAACGUUGGUGUGUGAAGUGAGCUGUCGUCUGUUGAUCGUUAACUGAAACAAAUGUUACCCAAAAAAGCAAAUGUGGCAAUUCAAGUGUGCUGAAUAAGAGGAAGAAUAACGAGUUUUAAUAGUCAUAGGUUCUUUCCCAAACGCAUUCGACUAUAAAAGACACAAAUGACGAUUAAUCUCUCUUUUCCACCUGUUUCUCCGCCUUUUUCUAAGUUUUUGUAUUUCCCUCCUAAACCGAUUGAAUUGAAACAAGAAACUUAGCCCAACCGAGAAAACAGAAAUUCGUCUAAAUGAGAACUGGGCCACUUGUAAUACAAUAUUGUGUCUGUGUGUGUAUGUAACGCACAUAUCCCUCCCACACCAUUCUAGUCAAUUGUUUUCCCUUUUAUACACACUGCGAAACUAACAUCUGACGAAACAUCACGCUCUAAAUUGGCGCUAUUGUUCCCACGGAUUCAAUUGUUCGAAUAAAUAUUAAUACCGUAUUAUUCGAUCCUCGUCUAUCUCAAAACAAAAUAUACCACACCCAACAACAAACAAAAAACUUCAAAUGAAAAAAAAAAAGUGAAUAAAAUAAUAAUUUUUUCGAUGGUUAUUUAUAAUGCGUAACACCUCUCCCCUCUUGGUAUCUAAUGUUGUGAUUUCAUUUUUCAUCAUCGAUGCUGACAUGAUUUCUCUCUUGUUUUCAAAUUGUGUUUUCGACCCCAUACCCCCAGAUAUGCCCCGGUCCUCCUCUCACGUGAUGAAAAAUGAUAUGACCCGCGGUCUCGCUGCCGAUACCAAAAAAAAAUGAAAUGGAACUGGGCGAGUUUCUAGCCCGCAUACAUUUACAUAGCGAUAUUAUUAUAUGAUACACCUCUGUACAUGAUUCCGUGUCUUCUAUUUCUAUAUAUGAAUAUGAUGUAUGUGUAAAUAUUACAAGUAACGUCUAUACUAUGA